AUUACUGAGGCAGAAACAGUUAGCAUGAAGGAGGAGCCUCACAAUGAGAGGGCAAAGACACAAACCCCAAGUCAGGACUCUCUGGUCACGAAAGAGGAGACCCGGAGCGUGAAUGAAAGGAUAGAGAGAGUGGAGAAGAGUAUUGCGAGAGUGGAGGAGAAAAUAGAACGAAUGGAGCAGAUGGUGAGACAGUGGGACUCCACCCUGAAAGACAUUAAAGAGAUGCUUCUGACGAAUCUCAGCAAAGGGAGGGUAGAGCCAGAGAUGCAAGCAGGAAAGGUACCUGCGACGGGGAAACAGAAGGAGGAGAAAGGGAAAGAAAUGGAGGCACAGAAAGAAGAAAGGUUGAAGAAGAAAAAUCUGGAGGAGCCAAAAAUCAUAGUGGAGAAAGACAAUGAAUGUCAUAGGGAGGACAAAAGGAGCAAUUGCAAGGAAGACAGAAGUAAAGUGGAGGAGAAUAGGGAAAAGAAGAAAAGCUUUUGCUUUUGGAAGACCUUGAAGGGGAAGUGGCAAAGGAAGGGGACAGAUGUAACAGAGGAGAAGAGGAAAAAAGAGGAGAAAAAGCUACAUAAAUCAAAGAUGGCUGCUGCAUUUCUGCAAACCCAGGCUGCGGAUUUAGUGGACAUCCACAUUGUGUCUGGGGAUCCAGUACAGGUCAUUCAGUAUCUGGAGAGGUCAAACAGGACAGCUGGUCCCCUGACAGAGAGGCUGGAUACUGACAGCUUGUCUGUCAUCGAGCAUGUGAACCCCCUCACCUGCGGUUCUGUGGAGGGAUAAGAACACAAGGAUGCAGCUGCUUGUCCCUGAGGGGGCACCUUCUUCAUAAAACUAGGGCAUGGCCUCUAACGUCAGAAUCACUGAGUGCUUUCACAUGUGCUGUAGUACUUCCUGUUGUGCUUAGUGUAGCACUCCCAGGAAAUGGCAUGCAGUGAUAGGCUCUGUGGUCACAACAACUGCAACAGAAUGCUGUAGUCUGUGUGCUCAUUACAAGAGAUCUACUAUCAGCUUUCCAUGCCACUCUUUGGUUUCUUUCUUGAGCUCCCCGAGUCAGCCAGAUGAAUCAUUGUAAAGUAUGCUCCAAUUAUGAUGCAGCUACGUUCCAGUUAUUCAAGGCUAGGCAAAAGAAAGCAGUUUGUCAUUGUAUAUAGCAAGCCAAUGCGUAUUCUGGCCAAAUCUUAUCUCUGGAAUGCUGCUGUAUAAAUUGAAUGUCU
Messenger RNA from Megalops cyprinoides (Indo-Pacific tarpon), 1211 nucleotides. Its product is annotated as stress response protein nst1-like. The transcript is spliced from 2 exons. The coding region runs from base 25 to 777 and encodes 250 amino acids. The record is from RefSeq and is a predicted model, not a curated record. Lineage: Eukaryota; Metazoa; Chordata; Actinopteri; Elopiformes; Megalopidae.